GUUCGGUUUACGAAAAUAUGGGAGAGUACAAAAAAGCAAAAGAUUUUUAUGAACGAGCGAUUGAAAUUCAAACGAAAGCAUUUGGACCUGACCAUGUUAAUAUUGCGACAAUGUACGGCAAUCUGGGUUCGGUUUACGAUGAUAUGGGAGAGUACGAAAAAGCAAAAGAUUUUUAUGAACUAGCGAUGAAAAUUCAAACGAAAACGUUUGGACCUGAACAUGUUGAUCUUGCGACAACGUACAACAAUCUGGGUUUGGUUUAUAGUAAAAUGGGAAGGUACGAGAAAGCAACAAAUUUUUAUGAACGAGCCAUAGAAAUUAAAACGAAAGCACUUGGACCUGACCAUGUUAAUAUUGCGACAAAGUACAACAAUCUGGGUUUGGUUUACUAUAAAAUGGGAGAGUACGAAAAAGCAAAAGAUUCUUAUAAACGAGCGAUAGAAAUUGAAAUGAAAACAUUUGGACCUGACCAUGUUAAUAUUGCGAUAAGGUACAACAAUCUGGGUUCGGUUUACGAUAAUAUGGGAGAGUACGAAAAAGCAAUAGAUUUUCAUCUACGUGCGAUGAGAAUUCAAACAAAAACAUUUGGACCUGACCAUGUUAAUAUUGCGACAACGUACAGCAAUCUGAGUUUGGUUUACAUUAAAAUGGGAGAGUACCAAAAAGCAAUAUAUUUUUUUGAACGAGCGAAGAAAAUUCAAACAAAAGCAUUUGGACCUGAUCAUGUUAAUAUUACGGGAAAGUAAUCACGUCGUAAUUUUCUGUGUUAGGCAAAACACACAAAACCAACACAAUAAAGUUUAUAACUAUAGAACUUGAAAGUGAAGCAUUUGACCUAUAUUUUUUCUUUUAUUUGCCAACAGCUAAAAUUCUUCCGUAUUUGAGAAACGUUUCACAAGAUAAAGAAAGAAAAAAAAGACAAAAGUCAGUUGUUUUUCAGUAUAAAGCGAUAGAAAUUGAAACAAAAGCAUUUGGACCUGAACAUGUACUGCAAUAAUAUACAACAAUCUUCAUUUGGUUAUAAACAAACUAUAGAUAUUGAAACU
Xenia sp. Carnegie-2017 is the source of this 1046-nucleotide messenger RNA. RefSeq names its product kinesin light chain-like. The transcript has a single exon. Gene Ontology annotation, cellular component: membrane-bounded organelle; cytoplasm; kinesin complex. The record is from RefSeq and is a predicted model, not a curated record. Lineage: Eukaryota; Metazoa; Cnidaria; Anthozoa; Malacalcyonacea; Xeniidae. Gene Ontology annotation, biological process: microtubule-based movement. Gene Ontology annotation, molecular function: kinesin binding. The coding region runs from base 18 to 746 and encodes 242 amino acids.